AUGAUGAGGAGAAGCAGACACCGCGCAAGUAUGGGACCUUCUGUGCUUUUCAGAUGGCUUGUGUUCACAUUGGUGGUGCCCGCCUGGCUGCUUGCAGCUCCAAAUGGCAUCCGGGAGCGUCGCUGCCCGCAGAGCUGCAGAUGUGAUGGGAAAAUAAUAUAUUGUGAAUCCAACGCCUUUCGUGACGUGCCAAACAACGUGUCUGUGAGCACGCAGGGGCUGUCCCUUCGCUACAACAGCCUGGUAAGCCUCAGAGCUCGUCAGUUCGCGGGCCUGAGCCAACUUGUUUGGCUUUACCUCGACCACAAUUACAUUAACGCCGUGGACGGUCAGGCUUUCCAUGGGAUACGCAGGCUCAAAGAACUGAUUCUCAGCUCCAACAGGAUCACGCAGCUUAAAAACAACACAUUCCAUGACGUCCCAAAUUUACGUAAUCUCGACCUGUCCUACAACAAACUGCAGGUUCUCCAGCCUAAUCAGUUCAUAGGUCUACGGAAGCUGCUCAGUUUACACUUGAGGUCAAACUCCCUAAAAACUAUCCCCAUGCGGGUUUUUCUCGACUGUCGCAACCUGGAGUUUCUUGAUGUCGGCUACAACAGGCUGAGGAGCCUGACACGUAAUGCCUUCGCAGGACUCCUUAAGCUCAUUGAGCUUCACUUGGAGCACAAUCAGUUUUCAAAGAUAAACUUUGCCCAUUUCCCCCGCCUGACUAACCUGAGGGCACUCUAUCUGCAGUGGAACCGUAUCAAACAGCUAACCCAGGGUCUGCCAUGGAUGUGGACUUCUUUGCAAAAGUUGGACCUCUCAGGAAAUGAAUUAGAGAUUUUGGAUCCAAGCACAUUUCAGUGCCUUCCUAACCUCCAGACUCUGAACCUGGACUCCAACAAACUUAGCAAUGUCUCUCAGCAGACAGCAGAGACAUGGAUCUCCCUCACCACCAUCAGCCUGGCUGGUAAUUUGUGGCACUGCAACCCCAACAUCUGUCCCCUGGUGUCCUGGCUCAAAGCCUUCAAGGGUAACAAGGAGACUACUAUGAUUUGUGCAAGUCCCAAGGAGGCACAAGGAGAGAAAGUAACAGAUGUGGUGGACACGUAUAACAUCUGUACAGCAACUCCGUCUCCUAUCCCUUCAACGACACUUCCCCUCACGUCUGCGUUUCAGCCUGAACUGCUGCCUCUCCCUACGCAGCCUGUGGUUGACAUAAAGUUGACCUGGAACAGGACGGCCUCUCCAACUCCUUCCGAGGCCUCCCCCACCAUAUCCAUUCCAGAUACGGAGUAUGUGUCCUUCCACAAGAUCAUAGCUGGAAGCGUGGCCCUCUUUUUAUCUGUGGCUAUAAUUCUUUUGGUUAUUUAUGUCUCAUGGAAGCACUAUCCGAGCAGUCUCAAACAGCUUCAGCAGCGCUCAGCAGUCAAAAAGCGCCAGAAAAAGUCACGGGAGACUGAGCGCUCAUUUAAUUCAUCACUACAAGAGUACUAUGUGGACUACAAGCCUUCACACUCAGAAACUAUGGAUAUGCUGGUUAAUGGGACAGGACCUUACACAUACACCAUCUCAGGCUCCAGGGAAUGUGAGAUACCACGACAGCUGAACCCCCUGACUCUGUACAGGUAUGAGCAGUCGGUUCUGGACAACUGCCAUGCUCACCUGUCGCUGCACCACAAUGCGGGCAAGGAGCCCUUCACUUGGAUGCUAGGAGGUUCAUGGCCAGCCUUGUAUCACCCAGGCCUAAUGGCUGCUGUCCCCGCUGAGCCUGUGCUGCCUUGCCCCCAGACUCACUCCCACCACCGGUGAGCCGUGUACAACGCUGAGGCUCCGUCUGCAAACUCCUGUAUUCCUGCAACACAGAAUCUCUGAACUGUUCGAAGGAAAUAAGAGGUUGUAUGGGAGGACACUGGAACUGGUAAAAAUGCGGAGGAGACAGCUAAUCUACUGCAGAGUAUUCUGAACGCAGGGAACUAUUUUUCAGUGAAAAUAAAGGGGUGCAGCAGCAUUAAUUAGAGAGAUGUUCACCUACUCGACCCAAAACGUCCUCAAUUAGUAAA
Messenger RNA from Nematolebias whitei (Rio pearlfish), 2045 nucleotides. RefSeq names its product leucine-rich repeat transmembrane neuronal protein 4. The record is from RefSeq and is a predicted model, not a curated record. Gene Ontology annotation, molecular function: protein binding. The transcript has 3 exons. Bases 1 to 1794 code for a protein of 597 amino acids. NCBI's taxonomy places the organism in Eukaryota, Metazoa, Chordata, Actinopteri, Cyprinodontiformes, Rivulidae.